This is a messenger RNA of Microcebus murinus (gray mouse lemur), 1527 nucleotides long. Its product is annotated as dehydrogenase/reductase SDR family member 2, mitochondrial. Gene Ontology annotation, molecular function: carbonyl reductase (NADPH) activity. The record is from RefSeq and is a predicted model, not a curated record. Lineage: Eukaryota; Metazoa; Chordata; Mammalia; Primates; Cheirogaleidae.
CCUUAGUACCGUGCGGCAUUCUGUAGCACAAUACUCACACGGCAAGUCCUGCCCUCCCCUCCCGCUUCCUUUUCAGCUGUGGGUGAGGCCUCUUCUCACACCCUUUCCCCCACCUUUCUGAAUUCUGACAUGAGUUCCAGGAAUCUUUCAGUUUUUCAGAUAGAAUCAGCAGUGCCUGAAACCCAGCCUGCCGCUCACUUAAAUCCUCACACUCAGCUGCAGACUCCACGAGAGAGGGGCUCCUCACUGUGCUCCGGAAAGACAGUGCACAGCCAGGGCUGAUUCAGCAGGAAGCCGCCUAGGCACCGCCAUGCUCCGAGCAGCAGCCUGGGGCCGCUGGGGCCUGUUUCAUCCCUGCACUGGGCUCUCGGUGAGGAUGACCAGCAGUGGGAUAGCUGAGAAGGGUGUCCUGGCCAACCAGGUAGCCGUGAUCACCGGGUCCACUAACGGGAUCGGCUUGGCCAUCGCCCGGCGCCUGGCCCAGGACGGGGCCCACGUGGUGGUCAGCAGCCGGAAGCAGCAGAACGUGGAUCGGGCCGUUGCCAUGCUGCAGGGGGAGGGGCUGAGUGUGACGGGCACCGUGUGCCACGUCGGGAAGGCAGAGGACCGGGAGCGGCUGGUGGCCACGGCCCUGGAGCACUCUGGGAGUGUCGACUUCCUGGUAUGCAAUGCAGGCGUCAACCCUCUGGUGGGGAGCACUCUGGGGGCCAGUGAGCAGGUCUGGGACAAGAUCCUGGGCGUGAAUGUGAAGGCCCCAGCCCUGCUGCUGAGCCUGCUGCUGCCCCACAUGGAGAACAGGAGGGGUGCUGUCAUCCUGGUCUCUUCCAUUGCAGCUUAUAUGCCACAGGUGGAACUGGGUGCCUACAACGUAAGCAAAACAGCCCUGCUGGGUCUCACUAGGACGCUGGCAUUGGAGCUGGCCCCCAGGGACAUCCGGGUGAACUGCUUGGUUCCAGGAUUUAUCGAUACUGACUUCAGCAAAGUGUUAUGCAAGAACAAGGCUUUCUUCAAAAACUUGAAGGAAAACGUGGGGCUGCAGAGGAUUGGGCAGCCUGAGGACUGUGCAGGACUCGUGUCCUUCCUGUGCUCUCCAGAUGCCAGCUACAUCACUGGGGAGAACAUCGCGGUGUCCGGCUUCUCCUGUCGUCUCUGAGUGGGUGGGGAUGGCAGUGCAGUUGUGGCUCUGGGCCCAGAAGCUUGGAGAUCAUUUGGGUGUGGAGUCAGAGUCUGCAGCUCUGCCUGACUAGCAAUCUGGGGGCUUGCUUGUGCUAGGCUUGAGAAAGAAGAAAAACCCUUCAGUGAUUGCAUCUUCAGGACUCCUCGGCAUGACUAUUAUAGAUUCAGCUGAUCCAAGCAGCGUGUGGGGCUCUCGGUGUGGGCUGUGGAGCUUAAGGAUUUUAUGGGCCUGGUGCUUUGAAGGAACCUUAAGGGAAAGGAGAAGAGGCUCAGGCACCUCAAAGAUUCUAGCUCCUUCUCUCUGUAAUUUGUGCCUUAAACAUUUCUUUCCUAAAAUAAACUCAAAUUUAU